This is a messenger RNA of Erigeron canadensis, 732 nucleotides long. RefSeq names its product ubiquitin-NEDD8-like protein RUB2. The transcript is spliced from 3 exons. Gene Ontology annotation, biological process: modification-dependent protein catabolic process; protein ubiquitination. Gene Ontology annotation, cellular component: cytoplasm; nucleus. Gene Ontology annotation, molecular function: protein tag activity; ubiquitin protein ligase binding. NCBI's taxonomy places the organism in Eukaryota, Viridiplantae, Streptophyta, Magnoliopsida, Asterales, Asteraceae. The record is from RefSeq and is a predicted model, not a curated record. Bases 100 to 561 code for a protein of 153 amino acids.
ACAUAUAAAGCCCUCAAUUAUAUAUACACAUCCCUCCAUCCAUUAUUGUACACCAUCAUAUAUUCGUAAAAAAAAGGAAAAUUACAAAGAGAAAAAAAGAUGCAAAUAUUUGUGAAAACCCUAACCGGAAAAACCAUCACUCUCGAAGUCGAGAGUAGCGACACCAUUGAUAAUGUCAAAGCCAAGAUCCAGGACAAAGAGGGAAUUCCGCCUGAUCAACAAAGAUUGAUAUUUGCUGGGAAACAAUUAGAAGAUGGAAGAACACUUGCUGAUUACAAUAUCCAAAAGGAAUCGACGCUUCAUCUCGUUUUGAGAUUGAGAGGUGGAACCAUGAUCAAGGUCAAGACUCUUACAGGAAAAGAAAUUGAGAUUGAUAUCGAACCAACUGAUACAAUUGACAGAAUUAAGGAGCGUGUUGAAGAAAAAGAAGGGAUCCCUCCUGUGCAGCAAAGGUUGAUUUAUGCCGGGAAACAACUUGCAGAUGACAAAACAGCCAAGGACUACAACAUCGAAGGAGGGUCUGUUCUUCAUCUUGUUCUUGCACUACGAGGCGGUUGCUAAUCUUUAAAAGAUUCUGCCUGCUGCUAUGCUAUGUUAUCGAAGUUUACAUAAUUGAUGUCGCAUUUCAUCCUUAUUCUAUGACUGAGACGUGUCUUUAUACCCUCUUAUUUUGAUGAUGAUUUGCCCCCAUGACAAAUUUAUUUGUAUUUUAUGUGUACUCUCUAUUUGCUA